AUGGCGUCUAAGGUCUCGGAACUGUACAAGGCCUCCCCGGACGAGUCUUUUGCCGUCAUCGGUGGUGAAGGCUUCCUGGGGCAAGCCUUAGUGCAGGCCUUGCAACGCGCGUUCCCGUCGCAUCGUGUCACCUCGCUCGGGCUCACCCAGCGCACCUUCACACCUGGCUAUCGCUUCUUUCGCACCGACAUCACCUCCGAGACCUCGCUGUUGGACUCCUUCAAGAACGCAGGCGCGACGACCGUGUUCCACAUGGCAUCUCCCCACGCCGGAGCCAAGGCCGAGCUGUGCGAAAACGUCAACGUCGUCGGCACCGCCAACGUCAUCAAGGCCUGUCGCGACGCCAAGGUGACCAAGCUCAUUUUUACGAGCAGUGUCACCGUAUGCUUUGACGCGGAGGCGAUGCGCAACGUCGAUGAACGCUUGCCGACGACGAGCAAACUCGAUCCGCCCUAUGUCUCGACCAAGGUCAGUCUUCGGUGCAGAUCGGCGUAUGUCUGACGGGGACGUUCGGCUCAAACAAUCUGCUCUCUUUUUGUGUAGGUCAAGGCAGAAAAGUUGGUCAUCGAGGCCAGUGGGAAAGCCGGGCUCUCGACCUGCUCGAUUCGGUUGUGUGGCAUCUUUGGGUGAGAAACGAGCACCGUGUUCAUAAACCUGGAUUGCACCUCAUCUGACGUGUGGCCCCCACCUUUUCAGAGCCGGUGAUCGACAAGCCGUACCGGGCUUCAUGGGUGUCCUCAAGGCCAGACAGACGUGCUUCCAACUUGGGUCCAACAAGUACCUCUUUGAUUUUGUCCACGUCGCGAACGUCGUCCACGCGCACAUCCUCGCCUCGUCUCGCAUGCACGAUGCCCCCUUGCCCCUCUCCGACCUCAGCAAACCCCUCCCUGUCAUCUCAAUCGAUACACCUCGACGACCCUUACCCAUUUCGACCCAUACCGACGUCGUCACUUCCCCGCCCCCCGCCGAUCCCCCCAUCCCCCAUCGCCACAACCGCUUCAACCAAUUCUACGACGUCCCCGACCGCUCCGUCCUCGCCGUCCCAGGACAAAUUUUCAUCAUCACCAACGGCGAGCCUGUCGCGUUCUGGUCCUUCGCCCGAGCCCUUUGGUACGCUUACAAUGGCCACGUCCCAGCUUUCACGUUGCAAAUCCCCGAAACGAUGGGCAUGGCUUUAGCGGCUGUGGCCGAAGCGGUGGCCUGGCUGAGGGGUAUCCCGAAGGAGGAUUGUGGGUUGCCUAGAGCGCAUGUGCAGUACGUCGUCAGUGAUAUGUACUUCGAUAUCGAAAAGGUCAGUCCCGCGAUUCUCCGGCAAGAUUACGAGUAGCGGAUCUGAUGUGAAGAUUGAUAUCUCAUAGGCUCGCCGAGUGUUGGGGUACGAGCCAAUCAUUUCCCUGCAGGAAGGCAUCAAGGAAGCGAUAGAGGUAUGUCCGAAAAUCGACUCUAUGUGAAGAUCAUUUAAUCAACCUCUCUUCUCUUCGAUUGGCGUGCUUCUAGGACUACAAGAACGCCGAAGCUGCAGCCCUGGCAUAG
Microbotryum saponariae is the source of this 1533-nucleotide messenger RNA. NCBI's taxonomy places the organism in Eukaryota, Fungi, Basidiomycota, Microbotryomycetes, Microbotryales, Microbotryaceae. The record is from the annotation of a GenBank genome assembly.